GUGAAGCGUAUUGGAGAGAGGUCAUAUUAUAUUGAUGGUCAAUCAGAUAAUCAAAGUAAUUGGUUACGAUUUGUUAACUGUGCUCGCAAUGUAGAUGAACAGAAUUUAAUAGCUUUUCAGUAUUAUGGUAACAUCUAUUAUCGCUCAUUCAAGCAUAUCUAUCCUGGUAAUGAAACUUAUGUAUGGUAUGGUGAACAAUAUGCAAGAGAACUUGGGAUUACAGCUAGUUUUGAAGAAGUAUUUGGUCAGAAUGGUAAUCUUCAAAGACAUCUUCGUAUACACACUGGUGAUAAGCCUUACCAAUGUCAGUAUUGUGGAAAAGGAUUUAGGGAUAAUGGUAGUCUACAAAAUCAUCUUCGUGUACACACUGGUGAUAAACCUUACCAAUUUUGUGACAACUGUGAGGAGAUUCAUCAUGGUGACUGUCCUGUUCAUGGACCCUUACUAACUCUAGAUCCUUCUAGUGGUCAUGAUGAAGCAUCUCUACAAUACACUACUGUAUUUGUUCCAUCUGAAUUAACUGUUAAACCUUCUAAGAUACCCAAUGCUGGUCUGGGUGUUUUGCUACACAGUUUAUACCUCGUGGAGUUAGAUUUGGUCCUUAUGAAGGAAGGAGAGUGUUAA
This is a messenger RNA of Gigantopelta aegis, 624 nucleotides long. Its product is annotated as histone-lysine N-methyltransferase PRDM9-like. The record is from RefSeq and is a predicted model, not a curated record. The transcript is spliced from 3 exons. NCBI's taxonomy places the organism in Eukaryota, Metazoa, Mollusca, Gastropoda, Neomphalida, Peltospiridae. The annotation marks the transcript as partial. Gene Ontology annotation, cellular component: nucleus. Gene Ontology annotation, molecular function: protein binding.